Messenger RNA from Trypanosoma brucei brucei TREU927, 1098 nucleotides. RefSeq lists its product as hypothetical. The transcript has a single exon. Gene Ontology annotation, cellular component: centrosome. Bases 1 to 1098 code for a protein of 365 amino acids. The record is from RefSeq and is a predicted model, not a curated record. Lineage: Eukaryota; Euglenozoa; Kinetoplastea; Trypanosomatida; Trypanosomatidae.
AUGCCGGACGGAGCUAUUGGCCAGCAUGAGGGAUUUCUCCACGAUGUUGGCUGCAACGUUGACGUUUAUACCUCUAGAAUGCGGGAGGACAUCUUAACCAUGUUGGGCCGUUACGUAAAUCAACAGCACCAAAGCAUCAAGGAGUCUUUACACGCUGAGGCUGUCCGCCGUGAAAAUGCGAUACUCGACGAAAGGCGCAAGAUAGAGGUGACGGCUGUAGGCGCAUUAAGGGAAGUCGAGAGACAAAAAGAAACUAUGUCUCGUCUUGUUGGGGGCUUGGGUAAUGCGAAUCGGCGGAUGUGGAUGCAGAAGCGGUUUCACGAUUGGGAAUUGUGGGUGCUGAGGAAACGCCACCGUAAGAAACUGUAUAAAACCAUUGAAUGCCAUAUCAAUGGCAUUCGUGCUUACCAUGUUUACACGCAAUGGCGUCUUCUCGCGGCUGCACGGCGGCAUCACCGACUCGCAGUGGCUGAGCAGUCGCAAUGGAAGUGUAGUGAGGCUGAGUUGGUUGGGCAAUUAGAGGUUUUGAAUAAGGUAAUAGAGGAGGAACGGCGCCACAGCGAGAACUUAGAGGAGAAAAUGAGGACAGCGUUUGUCCGUGGGGUUUGUGCGUUGAAUAAGGAGGCGGUGCAGGUACUCAAGGGAGCGCAACUGGCCGAUCCACAAGCGUCUCCCUUGUGCCCGGGCGGCAUGCGGGCAACUCGCACCUCACCUCCACGGUACGGUGCAACACGUGGCGUUAGUAAUAUAUUUGACGGGUCUACGUUUCAUACCGGUGCAGGGACAACCAUGACGGCGGGGCGGACAGCAGAUGCCGAGGACGCGACCCCGCUUACGGGGCAGUUCCUUCCAGAAAUUAGGGAUUGCUCACCCACCCCCACGAAGACUACCCCCGCGAGGGUCACUCCCCCACGACACCACGCCUGUUAUGCGCCUGCUACCUGUGCGUACAGCGCGAGGACACUCCCCCAUCAGCCUUUCGUCGUUUCUGUUGAUCCCGCUGCAGUUCGCAGUUAUGGCGAUGUACCGGCCUCCAAAAAGCCACCCUAUGUAGCACGCAGACCCCCCAUGGGCUUUGGCUCGCGUUCUACUCGUUAA